Trichobilharzia szidati is the source of this 1590-nucleotide messenger RNA. Lineage: Eukaryota; Metazoa; Platyhelminthes; Trematoda; Strigeidida; Schistosomatidae. The record is from the annotation of a GenBank genome assembly.
GUAAAAAGGGCUUUAAAAAUUAAUUGGUUAUUUGUACAUGUCUUUGUAAAAACGCUAAGGGAGUUAAUUCUGCAAUCAUCAAGUAGAGAAAUAGAAAAUUAGCACCACCAACAACCACCAACUACUGUCGUCUAGUGUGUGUUUUUAUUACAGUUGUAAAUAUCAUUUCACAUUUCAGUAGAUUUGCACAAGGCACAAACAAGGUAGAAUCUUCGCUGCGAAGAGGUUUUUCGAUUGAUACUUUCAAUUCAAAUUCAGUUAUAAAGUUACAGGAUGUCAGACGACGAACAAAGUCCACAACCAUCUCCAGCAUUCAUACCCAAAGAAGAAGAAUAUGAGGAUGGCAAGUCUGAGGCAAAAAUUCGUAUGGAGAUGGAAGCAAAGCGUAGAAAAGAAAGAGCCGAAGAAGAAUGGAGAGAGUAUGAAGAGUUUCGUAGAGGUGAAAGAGAAAAAGAAGAAGAGGAGAUACGUCAGUUAAGAGAACGUAGAGAACGACGAAAAAUGGAACGUGAAGAAGAAGAAAAGAGAUUAGCUGAAUUACGUCAAAUUGAAGAUCAGAAAAGACGAGCAGAAGAAGAAGAAAGACAGAGGAAAAAACGUGAAGAGGAACAACGUAAACGAGAGGAACGUGAACGUAAGAAGAAAGAAUGGGAAGAACGUAAAAAUGCUAAUCGACCAAACUUUGUUAUAACAAAGAAAGAGCCAGAUGCACAAGUAACACAAGAAGAGAAGAAAGAGGAGGUCACCAAAUCAAAAGAACAGUUAGAAGCUGAGAAGAAGGCUAUUUUAGAACAACGUAUUCAACCAUUGAAUAUCACUGGUUUCACUGCUGACCAGUUGAAAGCUAAAGCAAAAGAAUUACACGAUCUUAUCUGUCGAUUGGAGGGAGAUAUUUAUGACUUGUCUCAACGUUUCACACGACAAAGUUAUGAUAUGCAAGAACUGGCAGAACGGGCACGUCAGAUUAACAAAGGUGGUAAGGCAAAAGCAAUCUCAAAUACACCAGAUCCGUUGGCCGCUAAAUUCAGUGGUAUUCCUCCUAUGGUCGUAAUGUAUAGCCAGUAUGAACGUGUUAAAGAUCCACGAUCAUUUCAUGAUCGACGCACUGUCUUUUCAGGUGCUAAUUAUACUGAAGAAUACCAGCGUAUUGCUCCAUCACAAGCGGUAAUCAUGACAGAGGAAGGCUUCCAAGUAGUCGGUAAAGCUGACAGUGGACAUUCAGCUCCUGCAGCUGAAGUUGGAGCUGAAUAAUAAUAAUAAUAAUACUAUAAACGACAAUAGUCUUGCUACUGUUACACGCAUUAAUGACACACAUCUUACUGUCAUUUUAUUUUCGACUCCUUCGCAUUUCAGUUUAUGCUCCUGUUUUUGUUGUUGUUGUCGUCAGUUUCACCACAUUCGCUCCCAAAUGUUGUUAUAUUAUUAUUGUGUUGUUCUUUCGUUUCUCAGUUUUUAUUUUUAUGUCACAAUGAAAAACCAAAAAUUCUCAUUUAUUUUAUUGAUUUCUCAGCUUUUAACAGUCUGAAUUGCCCUUCUGCUUUCCCGCCUUCUUGAUAAUUUUGAUGAAUUAUCAUCCUUGAUCUCUUUUUC